Messenger RNA from Bombina bombina (fire-bellied toad), 2003 nucleotides. RefSeq names its product SEC61 translocon subunit beta (gene SEC61B). The transcript has 4 exons. NCBI's taxonomy places the organism in Eukaryota, Metazoa, Chordata, Amphibia, Anura, Bombinatoridae. Gene Ontology annotation, biological process: intracellular protein transport. The record is from RefSeq and is a predicted model, not a curated record. Bases 158 to 448 code for a protein of 96 amino acids. Gene Ontology annotation, cellular component: Sec61 translocon complex.
AAGCUGAAGAGUUAAGCUCGUCUGUGAUUUGUCAGGAAGACUGGACUUGGUUACGUGGCUUUCACUGUGGGGUGUAUGGGACUCUAACUGAGACGUUGUAUUUCGCGAUCUAUCACAGUGAGGCAGCAGCACAGAGAGGAACUUUAUACUGAACACCAUGCCCGGGCCUGCUGCAAGUGCAACUAAUGUUGGCGCAUCUAGUCGAUCACCAAGUAAAGCUGUUGCACCCAGAGCUGCAGGAUCAACAGUGAGACAGAGAAAAAAUGCAAGCAGUAGCACAAGGAGCGCAGGCCGUACCACUUCAGCUGGCACAGGCGGCAUGUGGAGGUUCUACACUGAGGAUUCACCAGGUCUAAAAGUUGGGCCAGUUCCAGUGUUGGUGAUGAGCCUUCUUUUCAUUGCAUCUGUCUUCAUGUUACAUAUCUGGGGAAAAUACACACGGUCUUAAACUUACCCUCCUGAUGACAACUUUUUUUUUUUUUUUUUUCCUGAAAACUGCAGACAUUGAUAUCGGACCAAACAUUUGGACUUUUUAUUUAAAAAAACCCCCCAUCAAUUUCAAAAGUUGAAUGGAUUAAAUAAUGCUAAUAUAUCUCACAGCGUUGACAGAUUUCUUGCAUCUGAUAUCUUUUUAUACAUCAAUAAAUAAGAAAAUACCAUCAUACAGGUUAUUUUUAAACACAAGAUCUAGGAUAAAGUGUGUGUGAUAUUGCAGAUAAGUUGUACUAUUUGUACGCAACAUUUUCUUACUACCCAAGAUAAUUUUAAUUUUACAAGGAAGUUGUAUCUUAAUCCCUUUCCCUUUAAUAUAUUAACCAUGUGCUACUUUGUUGUUGAGGCAGUUUAAUGUUCUUGUAGGACCCACAAUUAUACAGUAAAUAUAUUAAACGUCUUUUGCAUUGGGCGCUCGUGCUCGUCCAACAAUCCCUAAAAGGCAAUAGAGCAAAUUAUGCAAAAUAAAUUAAGACAAUUUUAAAAACCUAUGUUAGAUUAUUUUUUUUUUUUUGAGACUAAAGCAAGAGGUGUUUAAUGACCAUUUUAAAGGGAUAUGAAACCCUCCACAAAAUAUUUUGUGAUUUAGUGCAUUAAAUUUUUUAAAAAGUUUCCAAUUUACAUUGAUUAUAUUUGCUUUUUUUCCAAGGUAUUCUUUGUUUAAUCAAUAACUGGGCAGGUGUUUGGAGCACUACAUGACAGGAAAUAAUGUUGCCAUCUAUUGCUCUUUCAAAACUGCUGUCAAAUAGUGUUUGUGACAAGUGCAUGCUCCUAAGCUUACGUUCUUGCUGUUCAACAAAUAAUACCAAGAAGACGAAGACAAUUUGAUAAUAUAAGUAAAUUAGUUGUUUACAUUUGCAUGCUCUUUCUGAACCAUAAAAGAAAAAUGUUGGGCUUCAUGUCCCUUUAAGGGUAUAUAUUGUGCCUAAAUGCACAAUGAUAUACAAGUACAUAACAAUAUAUAUAUUUUUUUCUCUUGUUUUGGAUUUUAUAAAGUAAAUGAAAACACUAAAAUUUGCUUUGGUGAUAAUUGUUUUUCUUGUAACUGAAAGUGCACACUCCUAUGGGGUAGACUAACAUUAUUAUUUAGAUUUGAAAACAUUGUUUUGCAUAAAAGACAACAUCAAGGCCUACAUUUCUAUAGAAGAGAGCUAAUACAACUCUAAAGCAAAUGUCAUUUUUGAACACUGGAUGGGGUUUACUAGAGAGACUAAAAUAAUUCACUGCUUUUAAUGUUCCCAAUAAUCAUUUUUUUCCUGCUGGAAUGUUUAAAUUGUUAACCAUUAGUUUGUCAUUUGAACUAGAUUUUUGCUAGUUGAAACCACCACCUAUAUCAAUACUGGUUAUAGAAACACUAUGUACGCAAGAAGCAGCAAAAAUCAAUUUUCCAGUAGAUGUUUGAAAGUGAAAAAAAUAGUGCAGCCUAUUUGAAAGGGUGUUCCUAAGGAAGCUUUUAAUGUUUCAAUCAUGAAAACUGUUAUUAAAUAUUCAUAUUCGUUUUGCUUGAAAAA